Pangasianodon hypophthalmus (striped catfish) is the source of this 2846-nucleotide messenger RNA. RefSeq lists its product as uncharacterized. NCBI's taxonomy places the organism in Eukaryota, Metazoa, Chordata, Actinopteri, Siluriformes, Pangasiidae. Gene Ontology annotation, molecular function: serine-type endopeptidase inhibitor activity. The transcript is spliced from 9 exons. The coding region runs from base 16 to 2631 and encodes 871 amino acids. Gene Ontology annotation, biological process: negative regulation of endopeptidase activity. The record is from RefSeq and is a predicted model, not a curated record.
GUGAUACGCAAGUGAAUGACUUUCUUCCCAAUCCUGGCAAGAGGUGGUAAAAUGUGGAGAAAGAUCCAGUGCUGUUUGACCUUUGCCCUCCUGCUGAUGGUGGCCUUGGCUGACCACGAUGAGGGCCACGAUCAUGGAGAACAUUCAGCAGAUCAUCAUCACCAUCUCCACCAUGGCAAGGACGAACCCCAUCCCAGUCACAAUGGAGAAGACGAUUCAUGCCACAAACUCUCACCUCACAACGCUGACUUCGCCUUCACCCUGUACAAUAAACUCUCCAGCCAUGCUGACGCCAAGGGCAAGAACAUCUUCUUCUCUCCACUGAGUAUCUCCAUGGCUCUGUCCAUGCUGGCUCUGGGAGCCAAGGGGGAGACCCACUCAGAAAUCUUCAGCACUCUGGGUUACGGUUCCCUCACAGAGGAUCAGGUCAAUGAAGCCUAUGAGCACCUGCUGCACAUGCUGGACCACAGCCAGGAGGCCAUGCUGCUGGAGACAGGAGGUGGUCUGGCUGUCCGAGAAGGCUUCAAACCUGUCGACAAGUUUCUGAAGGAUCUUCAGCACUUCUACCGUACAGAGGCCUUCAGUGUGGACUUUUCCAAACCUGAAGUUGCUGUCGAAGAGAUCAACAAGUUCAUCGCCAAGAAGACCAAGGACACCAUCACUGACAUGGUCAAGAGCCUGGACCAAGACACCAUCAUGGUGCUCAUCAACUACAUCUAUUUCAGAGGUAAAUGGGAGAAGCCCUUUGAGGUGGAGCACACUCACAAAGCUGACUUCCACGUGGAUGAGAACACCAAGGUGACUGUGGACAUGAUGAAGAGAACUGGACGCUAUGACUUCUACCAGGAUUGGGAUAACUUCACCUCUGUCAUCAUGGUGCCCUACAAAGGAAACACCUCCAUGAUGAUCGUUCUGCCUGAUGAGGGAAAACUGGACGAGGUGGAGAAGCACCUCAGCAAGGAAGACCUGAAGUACUGGCAUGACAAACUAUUUAGAAGCUCUGUGGACCUGCACAUGCCCAAGUUCUCCAUCUCUGCCUCCUUCUCUCUUGGGGACACUCUAAAGGAACUGGGUAUCGUUCAAGCGUUCUCUGACAAUGCAGACUUCUCAGGGAUGAGUGAGGAGACCAAACUGAAGGCUUCUAAGGUUCUCCACCAGGCAGUCCUCAAGGUGGAUGAGAAAGGAACUGAAGCAGCUGCUGCCACCACCAUAGAGAUCAUGCCCAUGUCUCUACCAGACACCAUGAACCUCAACAGACCCUUCCUGGUCUUCAUUGUGGAGGACAGCACCAAGAGCAUCCUCUUCAUGGGCAAGAUCACCAACCCUACUGAACAAUGUGGUAAAAUGUGGAGAAAGAUCCAGUGCUGUUUGACCUUUGCCCUCCUGCUGAUGGUGGCCUUGGCUGACCACGAUGAGGGCCACGAUCAUGGAGAACAUUCAGCAGAUCAUCAUCACCAUCUCCACCAUGGCAAGGAUGAACCCCAUCCCAGUCACAAUGGAGAAGACGAUUCAUGCCACAAACUCUCACCUCACAAUGCUGACUUCGCCUUCACCCUGUACAAUAAACUCUCCAGCCAUGCUGACGCCAAGGGCAAGAACAUCUUCUUCUCUCCACUGAGUAUCUCCAUGGCUCUGUCCAUGCUGGCUCUGGGAGCCAAGGGGGAGACCCACUCAGAAAUCUUCAGCACUCUGGGUUACGGUUCCAUCACAGAGGAUCAGGUCAAUGAAGCCUAUGAGCACCUGCUGCACAUGCUGGACCACAGCCAGGAGGCCAUGCUGCUGGAGACAGGAGGUGGUCUGGCUGUCCGAGAAGGCUUCAAACCUGUUGACAAGUUUCUGAAGGAUCUUCAGCACUUCUACCGUACAGAGGCCUUCAGUGUGGACUUUUCCAAACCUGAAGUUGCUGUCGAAGAGAUCAACAAGUUCAUCGCCAAGAAGACCAAGGACACCAUCACUGACAUGGUCAAGAGCCUGGACCAAGACACCAUCAUGGUGCUCAUCAACUACAUCUAUUUCAGAGGUAAAUGGGAGAAGCCCUUUGAGGUGGAGCACACUCACAAAGCUGACUUCCACGUGGAUGAGAACACCAAGGUGACUGUGGACAUGAUGAAGAGAACUGGACGCUAUGACUUCUACCAGGAUCGGGAUAACUUCACCUCUGUCAUCAUGGUGCCCUACAAAGGAAACACCUCCAUGAUGAUCGUUCUGCCUGAUGAGGGAAAACUGGACGAGGUGGAGAAGCACCUCAGCAAGGAAGACCUGAAGUACUGGCAUGACAAACUAUUUAGAAGAUUUCUCAGACUUCUUUUGCCCAAGUUCUCCAUCUCUGCCUCCUUCUCUCUUGGGGACACUCUAAAGGAACUGGGUAUCGUUCAAGCGUUCUCUGACAAGGCCGACUUCUCAGGGAUGAGUGAGGAGACCAAACUGAAGGCUUCCAAGGUUCUCCACCAGGCAGUCCUCAAGGUGGAUGAGAAAGGAACUGAAGCAGCUGCUGCCACCACCGUAGAGAUCAUGCCCAUGUCUCUACCAAACACCAUGAACCUCAACAGACCCUUCCUGGUCUUCAUUGUGGAGGACAGCACCAAGAGCAUCCUCUUCAUGGGCAAGAUCACCAACCCUACUGAACAAUAACACUCAGAUCCCAUCUGUCUCAAGCAAUCUGAAUUUCAAACAUCUACAUAUUGUGAUUUUUCAUUAUUACACUGGAAUGUUUUCCCACUUCAGCAGUGAGGGAGGUGCGGAAUUUGCAAAAUAGCUUUCUUCAUUUGUUUAAAAUAAAAGACAGUUCCAAUCAGGUGUGUCAGACGUCCUACAUUCAGCAUGAAUAAAAGCAAUAAAAAAUGAAA